UAUAAGCAAUGGCAAGAUUUCCCCUGUGUUGAGGUGGAUGUCACAGCUAAAAGCCGGUACCAUUCUGUCGGGAUUUAGAACGUCCCCUGAUUUGCUGAGACGUCAAGGGUUACACCCAACACAUGACUCGACCACAGGCCUAUCCUUGUGCCAGGAGGUCAAGAUGCAAGUAGACGCUCGAGACCUUCGCCAACAUCAGACAGAUGUAGAUGAUCAUCGUUGGUUGAACAUCGCCGUUCGGGUACCUAUACAAAUCUUCACCAAUCUUUCGUCGCCGCCUCUAAUACCUACUCUGCCUAUCCACCUACCCCUCCUUUUAUCAUCAUGUUUUCUUUGUCAAAUCUACAGCCUCCUUUGCAAUGGCCAUCCCUCUUCUAUCCAUACUUUGCUUUCACGCUUUCAACGGGUUAAGCCAAGCGUCGUUCUUCUCACGCCACACAAAUGCAACAACCCUCAUCCAGCAGAAAAGGCAGGGAACCGUUCUGGUCACCAAAUACUUCACCCUUUUCUCAACAAGCAACCCCUCGAGCAUUCGGACAGCCAACACUGGUUUCGAUUGCCGCGUCGAUUUGAUCCACGACCUCUGGGGUUUCUGUCCGACCUCUGUCAUCUCAGCCACUGACUGCGGCCUGGCAGGCAGCUGUGUUGACAAGCAUGGCUGUUCUGUAGGAUGCGGGUCUACCAACGCUGCUCUGACAACAUUUACUUGCUCUGGUGCCUUGGCGCCAUUUUGCUCUACAGCGCUGCUUACUCUCCCCAACAACGUUGGUCCAUUUACCUAUCUGGCAUGCGGGAAGGGUCCCAGUACCGACAACUAUUUCGCGUUCACGACAAGAGGUGAAACCACUACCAUUUCGACUAUGUCUAUGACUAGACUGCUUCAAGAUACGUCGACGUCGGCUAGCUCCGCUAUCCUCCCUACGCUGGUUGACUCGUUGACUUCCGAUCCGGGGUUUCCGACCUCUUCAAAUGAAAGGACGAGCCAGUCUAACACGAAAAGUGACGGGAACACCCAGCCAAACAACACUGGUGCCAUUGUAGGCGGCGUGAUAGGCUCCUUCGCACUGCUAUGUGCGUCAGGCAUUGCCAUAGUCUGGCUACUGAGACGAAACCGCAACAAAUCUGCUAUUCCAAGUUCCAAGCCGCAUACCAAUUCUACCCCUGAACAUGUCGAUCAGAAAUCAGCGGACCACAAAGUGGCGACAUGGACACAUUACAACAACGCUGGCUGGGGCCCUCAGGAGUUGCCGGCGCAUCACCAUGGCGCACAGAACACAGACCCCGUUGAGCUCCCUGCGGUGUACCAGCAGCACAGACCAUAAAGCACCAUGAAAUACAAUGUAUAAUGCCU
Molecule: messenger RNA, 1351 nt
Organism: Podospora pseudopauciseta
Lineage: Eukaryota; Fungi; Ascomycota; Sordariomycetes; Sordariales; Podosporaceae
Exons: 2
Coding region: 360-1322 (320 amino acids)
Source: RefSeq, a predicted model, not a curated record